AUGGCUCUGAGGAACUAUGGUGUAGGACCAUCACCGCUGAGGAAGAAUAAGAUAGGGCCAUCGCCGUUGAGGAAUUUGGUAGAGUUUGAUCUGCUAGAGUUGUCAGAGCUAUCAGAUCAAUCAGAGUCAUCCGAGCAGUCAGAGCCGUCAGAGCCAUCAGAGCCAUUAGAGCUAUCAGAGCUGUCAGAACUAUCAGAGCCUCCAGAGCCUCCAGAGUUGUCAGAGCCAUCAGAGUCGUUAGACGCAGCAGAGCCGAUAGAGUUGGAUGAGCCAGCGGAAUCAGCGGCAUCAGCAGAAGCAAAGGCCGCCAGAGAGGCAAGGAUGGCGGCGGCAAAGCGAAAGAUGGAGAGGAACAUGAGCAAACUCACUCUGCUGGCCAGGAGAGUCUCAAAUAUGAAGCGGCCACCUUCUCCGCCAAAUUCACGCCAAGCACGUCUACGUGAAAUGAGAAAGAAAAAGUCGAAUCAAACGCUCCUGAGCGAACUCGUUGCAAACCAGAUGAAGUUCCGCGAAAAGAGGGAUGAAUUGCUCGAGGUUGAGGCUGAGAGCAGGCGAAUAGAUGCGCGCAAAGGCAAAGACUUGGAGGCCAUUUGCCCCUGCGGCGAUGUCCUCUUGGCAGUGGGAAGUCCACCCGUCAUGUUCCAAGUCUAUUCCCAGAGCCUCAUCUGCGCGUCGCCCGUCUUCGAAGACAUGGUGGAAGAAGCCUUCAAGAAAAAUGACGACUCCGAAAAGAUAAUCUGGCUCGAAAAUGAGAACGUCGGACUGUUCCGCAAGAUCUGCUUCGUCAUCCACCACUCCAACCAGGACGUCCCCUUGGAGCUUUCACCGGCCGUUCUUCUUAAUAUGGCCGUGGUGGUGGAGAGAUAUCAGCUCCAGAACGCGUUUCGAUUCGUGUCACGACAGUGGCUGCUAAGCGGCAGAGACAGCGAGGCAUUCAAGAGGGAUCCCACAUUAGGAUCUGGGUGCUACAUGGCGGCGGCCUGCUCGUUCGACGACGACGUCAUGUUUGAGAGAUGCACGCAGAUCUUGGCUGGCUUUUGCUCGACGCCCUUUAAGCAACUAUGGGCACGAGCCAAGGUGAGCAGCAUACUGAUCCGCGAGACGGGGCUGGGCUGCUACGCCAAAUGGGACAAGGCUCGUCAGGAAAAUUACGAAAAGAUCCUCACUCAGUACAGACCAACAACGAUUGCUUGCUACCCCCUUUCGUAUGUGGUGGUGGAGGCAAAGAGGUCCUUGUUCAAGGAGUUGGGAGGAGACGGCGCGCCGCUGGAGUGCAUGAACAAUAUUGUAGAGGCAAUGGACGACGUUUUGAGGACGGCUGGGAUAGCUCUGAAGAAGUACAGAAGGAUUAUGAGGCUGGAGGGGAACGCUGGUUUGGAGGAGAGUAGCACCAAUUCUGGCUAUAUCCAACUGGAUCAACACGGUCAACAUCCACAUCCGCCAGCAAUGCACACGCCGAGCUACGAAAUCCGCAAAAGGGGUCAUCCAGAAAAUGCCAAUAUUGCUCUUCAUGCAACAACGGCCUACAAUAUCGCCACGAUGCAAAAGGGUCACAAUGCUCUGGCCAGAUGCCUCCUCGCCGCAUCACCAACACCCGUCGGCUACUCUCGGUGCACUCCGUCCAAUGUCGAUUGUGCCAGCAUCGCAUCUAAUCAUAUGUUUCAAACCAGUCUCAUCACCCGAUCUCUACACGAGCCCCCUUUCUUUUCCACUUGGCAAGGUAGUACUCCGUAG
Messenger RNA from Trichoderma virens Gv29-8, 1734 nucleotides. RefSeq lists its product as uncharacterized. Lineage: Eukaryota; Fungi; Ascomycota; Sordariomycetes; Hypocreales; Hypocreaceae. Bases 1 to 1734 code for a protein of 577 amino acids. The transcript has 5 exons. The record is from RefSeq and is a predicted model, not a curated record.